UUUAUCUUAUUAUUAUUUAAUUUUAACAAAGAAAUUAGUAUUUCACCAAAACGAGUUCCUCCGUCUCUCUUCAAGCAUAUUAGCGAUGGCUCCCAAAGCAAGCAGCUCCCUCUUCCAAAGCCUGAAACGCUACGUUAAGAAGCCAUGGGAGAUAACCGGACCCUGCGCCGACCCAGAAUACAAAAACGCUUUGCCAAAAGCGACGGAGUAUCGUGUUCGCUGCCCUGCCACCACUUUGCAAAAGCCCAUUGUCCCAACCUCUAACCCCGAAACCGUCUUCGACAUCAAAUAUUACUCUCGCGAUCAACGCCGCAACCGCCCCCCGAUUCGCCGUACCAUCUUGAAGAAAGCUGACGUGGAGAAGAUGAUGAAAGAGAAAACCUUUGAUGUCAACGAUUUUCCUAGGGUUUACUUGACUGCUAAAGUUGAAGAGGAUGAGAAUGCCAUUGGUGGAGGUUACCAGUAAUAGGCCUCUCGGAACCUGUGGCGAAAUUAAUGUUCACUGCUUCCUUCUGUUUCACUCCCUUGCUGUCGUGGAACAAUGCAGGCCAUGUUAACAUAGAAAUUUCUGGAGACUCUUGAAGUUAAAGAGGAUGAGGUGUCCAACAUUAAUAAGGACAGUUGCCUGGAUUUUGUUUAUUUGUUUGGUUUACUCUGUUAAUUGACAUGUUUGUAUAAAUCCAAAUGCAACUGCAGUUGAGUGAUGAAUGAUGUAAUCGAUUCCUUCAAGCUUGUAUGAUUUUCUAAAUAUGAUAAUCUGGCGUAAGGUUUCAUAACA
Theobroma cacao (cacao) is the source of this 778-nucleotide messenger RNA. RefSeq names its product furry. Lineage: Eukaryota; Viridiplantae; Streptophyta; Magnoliopsida; Malvales; Malvaceae. The record is from RefSeq and is a predicted model, not a curated record.